ACCAGUGAGGUUUCUUUGCACCACUAAGCAGUAGCUAUCAGCAUUGAGUGCAGUAUGCUGAACAGCUGAGCAAGGGAAGAGAUCCUGAAAGGAGCCUGCGAUGAGAAGGGAUUUUGGAGGAAGAAAGCACCUCUUUCUACUGCACACAGGCACUGCCCAUCACUGAGAGCUGUGACAGGCAGUGGGAAUUGCCUGUUUAUGGUGAUUGAUCUGCACAGCCCCUGGGAUGCUCAGAAAUAGGAUUAAGGAAGAAAGAAUCUCAGGAGAAAGAGGAGGUGGAGGUUCCCCUUUGGAAACACACAGGCUAAUAGAAAACAUCCUCUAAAUUGUCACUGUAUCAGGAUAAUCAGAUCCUGGUGACAGCAGGAUCACCUUGAGAUGAGCUGCCCCUAGCCGGGGCCAGCCGGCUCCCUGCCCCGGGACGAUGAGGACCCAUCUUCCAGCCUAACAGGAGCAUUCCGCGGCCGUGGUUGGGCUUUUCCUCCUGAUCCUCGUGGAAUUUCAUGUGACUGCUUCCCACCUGGCAGCCGAGGGCCCCACCAUGGCGGCGAAGCAGCCCCCGCCGCUGAUGAAGAAGCACAGCCAGACCGACCUGGUGAGCAGGCUGAAGACACGCAAGAUCCUGGGGGUCGGCGGGGAGGAUGAUGACGGCGAGGUGCAUCGCUCAAAGAUUAGCCAAGUAUUGGGCAAUGAAAUCAAGUUUGCUGUCCGGGAACCACUGGGGCUCAGGGUCUGGCAGCUGGUUUCCGCCGUCAUGUUUUCGGGGGUUGCCAUCAUGGCGCUUGCUUUCCCUGACCAGCUUUACGAUGCCGUCUUCGAGGAGGAACCGGCGAGCAGCAAGAUUCCCAUCCGGCUCUAUGGAGGAGCCCUCCUCAGCAUCUCUCUCAUCAUGUGGAAUGCUCUCUACACGGCGGAAAAGGUGAUUAUCCGCUGGACCCUGCUGACCGAGGCCUGCUACUUUGCCGUGCAGUUCCUGGUUACUACCGUCUCCCUGGUUGAGAGUAGCCGGAUAGCCACCGGUGCCAUGCUCCUCUUGGUCAGCAGAGUCCUCUUCAUCCUCAUCAGCAUUUAUUAUUACUACCAAGUUGGACGCCGUCCCAAGAAAGUCUAAAUCCUGGGCUUUUUGUUAUGGGGAG
Pezoporus flaviventris is the source of this 1136-nucleotide messenger RNA. RefSeq names its product tumor protein p53 inducible protein 11 (gene TP53I11). NCBI's taxonomy places the organism in Eukaryota, Metazoa, Chordata, Aves, Psittaciformes, Psittacidae. The record is from RefSeq and is a predicted model, not a curated record. The transcript has 7 exons. Bases 542 to 1111 code for a protein of 189 amino acids.